AAGAGAGUAAUCUGAGUUGUCGCACCUUUUUUUAUCGAACUUUCCUGGCUAAAGUGUAAGUGGUUAGUUUAGUUUUUUGUAGGUUUGUGAACGUGGGCGUCUGAAGGCAGCUGAAGAACAAUUCUGGACUCAACUGAUUGAAGAAUACCUAAAACCUGUGCAGUCUACACCACAAGAGCAAAGCGAAAUCGCUGCUGGUCUCGCUUCCUUGCGCAAUAAUGUCGCUUUUUCAAUCAUUCUUGUGAAUGCGCUACUUGCACUGGCAAUCUAUCUCAUCCAGAAGCAUAAAAAUGUGCUGAGUAUACGCUGGACACCGUAUAAAGACUUCAAAUGGACCAAAAUGAACGAGAUGACUGGACAAUAUGAAGAGACCAAGGACCCGCUUAAAAUUGACCCUCUAGGCAUGACAAUUAUCGCGUUCCUCUUGGGUAUACUUGUUGUGCAGACCAUAGCCCGACAGAUGAUAGACACAACAUCUUAUGCAUUGAGCCAUGCUGCUGAUGGUUACACUAGACAUCGUGAACUGGAUUCCGGCAAUGACACAGUGUUAUACAAAUUGCAAAGAGCACGAUUAGCCAAAAGGCUGCAACGAGCUGGAGAGAAAAAGUAG
Cylicostephanus goldi is the source of this 610-nucleotide messenger RNA. The record is from the annotation of a GenBank genome assembly. NCBI's taxonomy places the organism in Eukaryota, Metazoa, Nematoda, Chromadorea, Rhabditida, Strongylidae.